This is a messenger RNA of Aureococcus anophagefferens, 2008 nucleotides long. RefSeq lists its product as hypothetical. The transcript has a single exon. NCBI's taxonomy places the organism in Eukaryota, Pelagophyceae, Pelagomonadales, Pelagomonadaceae. The record is from RefSeq and is a predicted model, not a curated record. The annotation marks the transcript as partial.
AUGUCUGGCCGAUUAGCUUUCGAGGCUGGUCGUAGCACUACUGUCCCUGGGGAUAUUGUAUUCUACACCGGCACGAACGAUGCUUCUGGCUCCCUUUGUGUCUCAACAGCAGACGUGUGCGACGGGUCUCCCGGCGAUGUUGUGAUUCAGACAGGAGCUUCGCCAAAUAGUGGUGCCAUAUCUAUGGAGACUGGUGGCGCUGUUGAUGCUACUUCAGGUGCUAUUACUUUUGAUGUGGGUUCGACGUACUGUCGAGAAGGAGCCGAUGUCAUCCUUCAACCUGGCGCUGGCAUCCCAGGCGGUAGUACUAUGCUCCAUGGCGGCCGCGGAUGGUGUACCGAUUCAGCUUGCGAUGGCGGCGGUGGUGUCAUCGCACGCGGCGCCGGUGCCAUCACUUCUGGCGACGGCGGAUCCCUAGAUUUGCGCGGUGGUGAUGCAGAGUUCACGGUCGGUUCUGCUAUCGUUUCCAUUUCUGGUGCUGGGCUUGAUCAAAGCGGCAGUGUUGUUAUUGAGACGCAUGAUUCUGGUUCUUGUGGUGUGAGUGGUGCUGUGACGGUGGCGACUGGUAAUUCAUUACAAAAGGAUUCGGGAUCGGUUAGCAUGUCUACUGGAUCGACCUCCAAGCAAAGCGGUGGGCGCAUUGAUAUAGCCUGCGGUCUAAGUGGCGGAGGCACUGCGGCACACGUUCGCAUAGAAGCAGGUGGGAGCUUAGCUGCAAAUGGUACCAUCACGGCUCUCAAAACAGGAAGCAGCACCUGUGGCUGCACAGGCAGAUGUCAUAUCAUAGCGCCCAGUUCCCCCUGUCGUGAGCCUGUCACAGUAGCAACUACUCGCUCUGGAAGCGGCGCUACUCGAAGUGGUAAUGUUGCCCUGCGAAGCGGGACCGCGGCUCGGAGAGACUCCUCGUCAGUUCGCAUCAGUAGCGGCAUUGCGGAUGUAGCCGCGUGUGUCCUCUUAGAGGCAGGCAAAGGCAAAUUGGCGGGUGGCCGUGUCGAGCUUGCCGCCCAACAAAACAGUGCUGGACAUAUUUCCUGUUCAGCUGGUGGUGGAGUCGCAUCAGGAGGGCUCGCUGCCAUCACGGCAUCAGCUGGUUCUGCCUCGACAUCGCGUGGCGGUACUGCUUGUUUGGUCGGGGGCUGUGGCCGUACUUUGGGGGGUGCUGUUGCCUUCAAAGGUAGUACUUCUACGGUAGAAAAUGGAGGUGCGUGUGUUGUGACAUCGAGAUAUGCGCUCAUGGAUGGUCAUGGCGGAGAUGUCUGCGCUGCCAGCGGUGCAACAACCACGGGAUGUGUCGGAAACACUGCCCUGCAAUCCGGCGACGGAACGGCAACUGCGCGUGCAGGUGGCGCAGCAGUCCGUGCGGGCACGAGUUCGAUUGGCAACGGAAUUGCGGUUGCCAUUGCAGCCGGUACAGGCAUGAUGACAGGUGGGAGUCUUAACAUCUUUGGUGGCGUUGGGCGCUCACGGGACGCAGCGUCGGGUGGUGACGGCGGUUUAAUCCGGAUCAUUGGGGGGGGGGGCUUUGGCAUUGCUGACGGUGAUGUUGGCGGCUCUGUCUUUGUCUCAGGCGGUUGCGCUGCAACCGGUCGUGGUGGUCUAGUUGCGAUCGGCGCCGGUGAUACAACCCACGGUGACAGUGGCGGUGGCACUAGCGUGGCGACAGUGCCAGCCAGCGAAGCCAGCGGUGACGUUGUUGCGCUGUCUGGCCUCAGCUGUGGAGCCCCGAGCGGCUCAGUUGUGGUGGGAACGGGGGUAUCUCUGGGCGGCGCUAGUGGUGGGAUAAAUGCUGGUUGUGGCGCCGCUUCUUGUUUUGACGGGGGCGAAAUGAGCAUUGAAGGGGGUUGUGCUGCUGCCUGGGCCUGCAGCGGCGGCUCGGUGUUGAUAGUAGCGGGUAGUGGCACCAGCCCUCACGGCAACGACGGUGGCGAUGGUGGGACAGUCAGCGUCCUCGGUGGCCACGCGCUCGGUGGGGGUGCAUUGGAUGCGGGUGGUGCCGUUGUCGCCUGCG